AUGUCGUCAACAGUCAAGCCGCCGGGCAAGGCGGACGUUUUGUUGCAAAAGACCGAAACCUCGAAACAUGCCCACGAACGUCAGCAGAAUGCACAAGGCGGCAAGCCGUUGACAGCGGCAGAGGUGAUGGCACAUCCAGAAUACCCUCAUAUAUACUGGGAUCUACCAGCCGACAGGCAGGACAGGCUAGAAGUUGCCGCUGGUCGUGGAGGGCCUCUGAACAUCGCCUACGAAAUUCACGGACAUGGACCUCGGAAGCUUGUUGUAUGUUCCAACACGUUGACUUUGUUCUGGAUAAUGGGUCUCGGUGGACUCAUGAAUAAUUGGCAACGACAGACCAAAUACUUCGGACAUGAAAAUGCCGACAAGUAUACCUGCCUGAUUAUCGACAAUCGUGGCAUAGGGAAGAGUGACAAGCCCUUGCUUCGGUACACAACUUCAGAGAUGGCAAAGGAUGUUAUCGAGGUGCUUGAUCACAUUGGCUGGACUGAAGAUCGAAGCUUGCAUCUUGUCGGCAUCAGCAUGGGCGGUAUGAUCUCGCAGGAGCUUGGCAUGCUCAUACCCGAGAGAAUCUGCAGUCUGAACCUGAUAUCAACCGCGCCACGAAUCAUUCGUACUCUUCCCUUCUGGGAGAACCUCAAGAACAGAGCGUACAUGCUUGUUCCAAAGUCGCUCGACGAUCAAAUCGCCAAGGUCAAGGAAGACUGCUAUUCACCGCAGUGGCUGUCGCAGCCGGAUGAACUCGAGCACACCGUGCAGAAAUUUCCAACAAAUGGAGAUCGCUUCGCCGCCGGUGAGCUCAAAAAACGCACAACGCCAGGCAACAUGACUCCAGCAAGCUUCAUCUGCCAGCUUGUUGCUGCUGGCUGGCAUCACAAGUCGGCGAAGGAUCUCAAGCAGAUUGGCGACAAAGUCGGUCGAGAACGAAUCCUGGUCUUUCAUGGUACUGGCGACCACAUGAUCGAUUUCAUGCACGCGGAGAUGUUGCUCAAGGAGCUUGGGGGUGAGGAUGAAGGAGUCACGAAAUCGUUCCAUCAGGGCAUGGGCCAUGUCGGACCUAUCGAGAUACGGCAUGAGUUCAACAAGCUCAUUGUAGAUCGUGUGGAGACCACGGAACGCUUGAGUGGGAGGUAG
Zymoseptoria tritici IPO323 is the source of this 1134-nucleotide messenger RNA. RefSeq lists its product as uncharacterized. NCBI's taxonomy places the organism in Eukaryota, Fungi, Ascomycota, Dothideomycetes, Mycosphaerellales, Mycosphaerellaceae. Bases 1 to 1134 code for a protein of 377 amino acids. The record is from RefSeq and is a predicted model, not a curated record. The transcript has 3 exons.